Messenger RNA from Penicillium subrubescens, 3303 nucleotides. RefSeq names its product bifunctional protein farnesyltransferase/protein geranylgeranyltransferase (gene ramB). Gene Ontology annotation, cellular component: CAAX-protein geranylgeranyltransferase complex; protein farnesyltransferase complex; cytoplasm. Bases 1 to 3303 code for a protein of 1100 amino acids. The transcript has 7 exons. The record is from RefSeq and is a predicted model, not a curated record. NCBI's taxonomy places the organism in Eukaryota, Fungi, Ascomycota, Eurotiomycetes, Eurotiales, Aspergillaceae. Gene Ontology annotation, molecular function: CAAX-protein geranylgeranyltransferase activity; protein farnesyltransferase activity. Gene Ontology annotation, biological process: protein geranylgeranylation; protein farnesylation.
AUGGGGUUAAUUUUCGUCCCAGCUACGGCGCUCUUGACAUUUUGUCUCUGCUCUUCUCAGCUUGGAUUCUACUUCGUGACUGGAAGCGAAGUCCGUUGGGAUGCAGUCACCAGCGUUGGGAAUGAUGCCGAAGGAAGGAAAUUGAUGCUCAGUGGGCUCAAGUCAUUUCUGGGCAGUGGUUGCAUGCUGCUCAUCAUGUCUUGGGUCUUUACAAGAGUCUGCUCCACAGUCUUUGAUCUGUGGCUAUCUGCAUUACCUGGCAUCCAUUCUACCGAGGAUGCCCACGAGGAUUCUAUGCUCGACGAUCUAAAAAUCGUUACUAAGAGAAAGCGUCCAGCUCGUUUGUGGACUAUCAUUGGUCUUAUCGGAACGCUUUUGCUUUGGUUGAUCCGUCCCAAAGUACCAUACAGCCACAUUUCAGGCGCUAUUCCUUUUACUUUUCUCGAGGCAUUGGUUUCAAGGACUCCAGAAGUGCGCCAACCCUCGAACCACGCAUUCCCGUUGCCAGAACUCAUUAGUGAGGGGCAUUGGAAAGCUCCAGAUGGUCAUUUCAAAGGCUGGUCACCAAACUUCGAUAUGGGGGCUAAAUCCCUGCCAGAUUGGGCUUCUGGUUCACUACCUCCGGGGUUUGAACGCUGGAGUAAGGGGAAGAAUGCGACAGCCAUGAAGAAUUAUUACAAUCCAGUCAACGAUCCCUUGCGGAUAACGAACCUUGAUCAAAAAUUACUGGAGCCAUUGACUCAGGCUCUGAAAGAUCACGACGUUCCCAUCAGUCACGUGGUACUUGUGAUGAUGGAGAGUACACGAAAAGACGUGUUUCCAUUUAGAUCAGGUUCCCACCUACACCGCGAGAUUCUCAACUCCUACAAGUCCCAAGAUCCAGAUUUGAUCCACCAAUUGAACGCCAACCUGUCUCAUCUGACACCCAUCGCCGAGAUACUGACUGGCGAGUCUGGAGAUUUCCCCAAGAGCACAAGGGGAAUGGACUCAUCGCUUUGGAAAGAUACAACCGAGGCAGGAAUGGGCGGUCUCAAUAUCAAUGGCGUCCUGACUGGUAGCAGUCUCUCAUUCAAAAGCGAGAUUGUGAAUCACUGUGGAGUGUGGCCACUCCCUUUGGACUUUAUGGAAGAGAUCAAGUCCGAUAUCUAUCAACCGUGCAUCAUGCAGGUGCUGGAACUGUUCAAUAAGUUCAAAGAGAACCCAUCCGCCAGUUCUUUGAGGGACCUCCGGGAGCGCAAGUGGACAUCCAUCUUUAUACAAGCUGUGACUGGAAUCUAUGCCGAUCAGAAUAUCCUGAAUGACCAAAUUGGAUUCAAAAAGACGGUCUAUCGCGAGGAUAUUGGUCAGAAAGACGCAAAGCAUUACCAUGAUGAUAUGGAAGAGAUCAAUUACUUUGGCUACUCGGAACGAGAGGUAUAUCCAUAUAUGGAAGACGCGAUUGAUGAUGCGAUCAAGAACAAUGAAAGAUUGUUCCUGUCACAUUUUACUAGCACAACACACCACCCAUGGGGCCUGCCAAAGGGGUUCCAAAGCGAACAAUACUUCUCCGACGAGAGUCUGAUCGGGAAGCAUGAGGACAUGAAUAGUUACCUCAACUCCGUUCGCUACGUGGAUACCUGGCUAGGUGAUUUGCUCGGGCUGUUAGAUAAAAAGGGCAUCUCAAAUGAGACGCUGGUUGUGUUCGUUGGAGACCAUGGCCAAGCCUUCCAAGAAGAUUCACCAGUGACAGGAUGCUAUGAAAACGGCCACAUUAGCAAUUUCCGUGUUCCUCUCGUCUUUAGACAUCCACUGCUGCCGAAGAUCCAAAUCACAGCCAACACGACAUCACUGUCCAUCAUCCCGACAAUUCUCGACUUGUUGGUGCAGACUAAAUCGCUCAACGAGAAAGACUUGGGCAUUGCAUUGGACCUGAUGAAUGAAUAUGAAGGUCAAUCGCUAAUUCGUUCAUACAAAGCUACCGACGAUGGACGACAAUCAUGGAACUUCGGUAUCAUUUCUGCUGGCGGGGAGAUGCUCAGCGUUGGAUCUGCCGCUGUUCCAUAUCGACUGAUCCUACCGUUGACACAAGAUUUUGAAUUUGUUUUUUCAAACUUAGAUACAGAUCCUGAUGAGGAGAACCUUUUACGUGGAUGGUCGCUGGAUGACUUGGUAUCACGGGUAAAGAGUGCACAUGGAGAUAAAGCUGGGCAGUGGGUGGUUGAAGCCGAGAAAGUGGGCAAGUGCCGUGACAACUCGCCGCAGCUGGCAUCUUAUCUCCCGAACGCAACCCCCCGCAGAUUUGAUAUCGUGGAUAACCAAUCCCUCAAAAUGGCCGAGGGCUAUGCCAAUGACCCCGAGUGGGCAGAUAUCACUCCCAUCGAGCUUAACGAUGGCUCUGAUUCUGGUGCAAUGCCGCUGGCCACUAUCGCCUAUCCAUCCGAGUACCUUGAAGCAACGUCGUACCUGCGGGCCGUGAUGGCCGCGAAUGAGAUGUCCGAACGGGCACUGAACUUGACCAAAGAUGUGAUUUCGAUGAAUCCAGCACAUUAUACCGUGUGGAUCUACCGGGCCAGGAUCCUCUUCGCCCUGGACAAGGACCUCAUCGAGGAACUCAACUGGCUGAACGGAGUGUCUCUCAAAUACCUCAAAAACUACCAAAUCUGGCACCACCGCCAAGUCCUAAUCUCCUCACAGACACACUUCCCAAGCAUGCCUGCCAAAGAACCAGACUUCCUCAUGGAAAUGUUCGCCCAAGACUCCAAAAACUACCACGUCUGGACCUACCGCCACUGGCUAGUCCGCCACUUCAAGCUCUGGGACUCACCCCGCGAGCUCGAAGACGUCGAGGCCCUCAUCAAAGCCGACGUCCGCAACAACUCCGCCUGGAACCAUCGGUAUAUGCUUCGCUUCGGGCCCCGCGACGACGUGCCCGACGCGGGCAUGGUGAACGCGGGUAAUGCGGACAUCAGCCCGGAGGAGAAGGGUCGAUUGCCUGUUGUGGAUGAGGAUUUGGUUGAUGCGGAGUUGAAGUUUGCACAGGAGCAGAUUGUCCGGGCGCCGGAGAAUCGGAGUCCGUGGUGGUAUGCGCGUGGUGCGUUAAGGGCGGCGGGGAGGGGGUUGGGAGAGUGGGAGGGGUUUGUGGGGAAGUUUGUUGAUGGGGAUGUGGUUAAGAGUAGUCAUGCGGUGGAGUGGUUGGCGGAUGUUUAUGCUGAGGCGGAGAAGGUGAAGGCUGUUGAGAUGCUGACGAUGUUGAAGGAGAAGUAUGAUCCCAUUCGGAAGAAUUAUUGGGAUUAUCGGAUUCGUCAGUUGGAAGAAGUUGCGUGA